AUGCGAAACAAAGGUGUAAGUUUAGCUAUUAUUCCAAGAGGGUGCACCCAAUACAUCCAGUUACUCGACGUACACGUAUUUUCUGCUUUCAAAAACCAUUACUAUGAUUGUGCUGAAGAGUUUUUGAAAAUCAAUGGUCCUCGUUCAAAGUUGAAAUUAUCUACUUCUCAAAAAUGUAUUCUAUGUACUAGACUUACUGCUUCGGCAUGGGCACGUACAUUAAAAUCAAUUAAUUUUUCAAAAGCAUUGCGUUCAUUGGGUUAUACUUGGGUGGAUAAUUCAAUCGUUCAAACCAGUCACAUACAAUGGUACAAAUUUGAUCCAAACUCUAUGACAUCAAAGGAACCAGAGCUUGAUGAUCAUGAUCAAAAUUCACAACAACAGGAACCAAUUCCAAAUUUAACAAAUAAAACUCAACAUAAACAACUGACUUUGAAGGAUAUGUGGAAAAUUCGAAAACUUUGA
Molecule: messenger RNA, 465 nt
Organism: Rotaria sp. Silwood2
Lineage: Eukaryota; Metazoa; Rotifera; Eurotatoria; Philodinida; Philodinidae
Source: the annotation of a GenBank genome assembly